AUGAAGAGACUUGCCUGGUGCUGCUCCUCCUUUAUAUUCAGACUUAAUCAGAUGCUGGAUCCUCAGUGUGAGGAGAAAAGAGGAGUCUUGGCCUGGGUGUGGUUUUCGGCCUGUCGUGGCAUCGCAGGCAGUUUUGCUGAGGUUUUGUUGGAGGUGUGUACAAGCCAAAGCCGCCUCAAGUGCCAGAGGGCAGAAUUUGGACCCUUUGGAAUUCCAAUAACUGUGUUUCCCAAGAGAGAGUACAAGGACAAACCAGAAUCUAUGCAGCUUAAGAUGGAGCGACCUGUGCAGGGCCCUUCAGUGGCUCAACCCAGUCCUAACCCUGAGCCCAACCCAUGGACUGUAAAACCACCCCCAUUGUUUCAGGAGGGAGCUCCUUACCCACCUCCACUGUUUAUCAGGGACACCUACAACCAAUCUUUACCUCAACCUCCACCUCGUAAGAUUAAACGGCCAAAACGCCGGCUUUACAGAGAGGAGCCCACCUCUAUUAUGAAUGCCAUCAAGCUUCGACCGAGACAGGUGCUGUGUGAUAAAUGCAAAGGGGCUGUAGCAAGGGAGAAGCGAACGCGCAGAGGCCCCGUUUCGGACUGCCGGAGCGAUGAUGCAAAGCGUCGGCGAAACGAGAGCACAGUUUCGGGUGCUGGGAAGCGGCCUCGCAACGAUGCACGCUCGGAAGACAGGAGCCGCUCGGCCGACGUGCCUAAGCGGCAGGCCUCAGCGAUACGGCCAAGUAAAAGGAACAGCUGCAGGAGCCGAGUCAUUAAAGGAGUGUGUGCCGCAGCAGCGGCCUCAGCCAAUGCCCGAGUCCAGCUCAGUGCCAAGAAAGUGCUCCAGAGCAAAAACGUCGACCAUUCGAAGGCACGUGAAGUGCUGAAGAUGGCGAAAGCACAGAAGAGGCAAAGGGAAUCGGUCACUGACAGUAGCGGCAACACGAAGGCCAUGACGAGGGCCGCGACUCUUCAGGAGGCCCACCAGAAGGUCCACUUCACGCGACGACUGCAGCAGAUCAGUGGAGGAGGACCAGGCAUGUCCAACCCGCUGCCACCCAGGAUGCGCAUCAAGCCUCAAAGGUACCGUAAUGAAGAAAAUGAUUCUUCCUCAUGUAAGCCACCUUGCUUGGAGAAAGUGCCGGGAGGAGGGCGUUUAGCGCUGCCUAAACUAGCUGCUCCUCGCUGCACCUCCACACGCUCUGCAGGGCAGGCCACUGCCGCUGCAGAGCCUCAGGCCAGACAGAGAGCUGGAUCCCCCGUUGAGACAGGCACGACCCAAACCCCAACCGCUCACCCAGCCGCCAUCGGACCACAGCAAACCGCAGCCUGAGCCAGAGGAGCAGGGACAGGAGAUGCGCGGGAGCAAGGCUGGCAACCUGGUGGUAUACAUGACCCUGAAACCCAGGCAGCCCGACUCCUCUAGUACCUCCAUGUGCAGCGUCGAUAGUGCAGAUGACUUAAAGUCGUCAAACUCUGAGUGUAGCUCGACUGAGACCCUUGAGUUCCCUCCUCCUGGCGAUUUUCGAUCUGCCUCCGCCCCUGGCACAUCUUCCACUUUCGUCUCUGCCACUUCCUCUGCUCCCAAGGAUUCAAAAAAGCGCAGUAAAUCUCUCAAGGCUGCAGUUUUUUCCAAAAAUGUCUCAAAGUGUGUUGCUCUGGAUGGCAGGACCA
Molecule: messenger RNA, 1664 nt
Organism: Silurus meridionalis
Lineage: Eukaryota; Metazoa; Chordata; Actinopteri; Siluriformes; Siluridae
Product: PWWP domain-containing protein 2A-like
Cellular component (GO): nucleus
Molecular function (GO): histone binding; chromatin binding
Source: RefSeq, a predicted model, not a curated record